AUGGAAAGUGGGAAGUCUACGGCUGGUUUGCCACAACGGCGCAACGAAUCAAAACAGUACACAUUUAAAAUAUUAAAAUAUCUCAGCAAAGAAACGCCAUACAAGCGUACCCAUCUGCACUACUUCAAAACGAUUUUACGUCGCAACCAGCCGACGCUGCUGAACAUGUCGCUGACCGUACCAGAAGUGCUGAACUAUGUAUGGGUGAGAAUUAAGCUGCACUACAAGUUUAACACCUUCCAGCCAUUUCUGAUCGAUAUGGAGCAGGAAGCUUGCGAAUAUAUAAGGAAUCGUCCGAUCAUUCCACAGACCGAUUAUAUAUAUGAAACGUUCGUAAAACGUUUACCAGCCAUUGCCGGACCAUGUCCGCAUGGGAAUAGAACAUAUGAUAUCGUUUGGUGGCUCGAGGAGCGGCAUACACCGCGCUCCAUUCCGGCAGGAGAGUAUCGGCUGGAUAUGAAAUUUGUCGCCAUUGAUAACGUGACGCUCUUUGCUUCGGAAACGUACUUUACGGCUAGGCGUAACGGUAUCUUACGCUCGAUGAUUGAAUGGUAA
Messenger RNA from Anopheles arabiensis, 555 nucleotides. RefSeq lists its product as uncharacterized. The transcript is spliced from 2 exons. Lineage: Eukaryota; Metazoa; Arthropoda; Insecta; Diptera; Culicidae. The record is from RefSeq and is a predicted model, not a curated record. Bases 1 to 555 code for a protein of 184 amino acids.